Molecule: messenger RNA, 774 nt
Organism: Entelurus aequoreus (snake pipefish)
Lineage: Eukaryota; Metazoa; Chordata; Actinopteri; Syngnathiformes; Syngnathidae
Product: reticulon-2-like
Exons: 5
Coding region: 47-631 (194 amino acids)
Source: RefSeq, a predicted model, not a curated record
GGGGUGUCUUCCAGGCUGGGAGGGCUCAGCGAUGCCUUGAUGGAGUAUGGGCCAGGUUUUAGGAUUCUCCCACUGCCAGGAAUAUGGCUCGGUGGCAUCCACUCCAGAUUCAACACCUCCGUGCACCGACGGUGGUAAUGAGGAGUCGGAGCUAUACGAGCUGCAAACUGCGAGGGAGUGGUCGGAGGACGAGGAGGUGGGCUACGACGACGAUGACACCCUGGCGUCGUCCCCAUCCGUCUGGGGCACGCCGCGUCAGAGCUCCCUCGAGCUGACCUUCUCCUACAUCGCCAUCGCUGAGCCCGAGGCUGUGGGAGCAUCGCGGAGCCACCGGGACAGGCGUAGGGUCAGCUCUCGGGGGAGCCGCGUCUCCAUUGCGCGCACGGACACCCCAGACACGUCGUUGGACUCCCCCGACGUUGACUGGGACCCCCACGACUUCCUGAGCAACGAGCACGAGGAAGCGUCAGAAAGCAGCGAGCAGGAGAGGCUGGAGAUGAGAACAUGUAGAGGCCGAUGCCGGGAUCCAAAGCGAGGAGAGACGUUUAAUACAGACUGGGUCGCUUCCUUUAGCAUCAUCGCAAACACAGAUCCUUCCAGCAGCGACGACAACCUCAGCCCCCAAGCCUGAGUCACCCGUCGCAGAGGAAAACGCAGCAGAGGAGCCCCCACGACCCACCGACCCUGUGUCCUCGUCGCCUGCCGUCGUCACUCAAACCACUCAGGAACAGCCGUGUCAGAACUCGUCCUUCGACCCCUCAGAAAGCCCCCACA